AUGGUUCAGCCGUUAACAAAUACAGAUCUCUCUCUGGCGCUAUCACACGGAUCCAUCCUCCGCGUCGCGUACCAAGGAGUUCCCAGCGCGUACUCCAAAGCCGCGCUGGAAAAGCUUACCCGAACUUUAAAGCCAUCCCGUGUGAUCAGUUCGACGUCGCGUUUCAGGCGGUGGAGCUCUGGAUCGUGGAUCGCGCCGUCCUUCCGGUGGAGAAUUCUCUCGAUGGUUCGAUUCACAGAAAUUACGAUCUCCUCCUCUGUCUCCAUCUACACACCGCCGGGGAGGUUCAGAUCCUUGUCCACCACUGCCUUCUUGCUCUCCCGGGAGUCCAUUCUCAGCACAAUUGAUGGACGAUCUUCUGCAUCACCGUCUCCACACCGUCGGGGAGGAUUACGAUCUAUAAAACAAAGAACCCAACCCAACCAUUUGUUGUCUGCUGACAUGGCAAAAUAA
Molecule: messenger RNA, 453 nt
Organism: Eruca vesicaria subsp. sativa (arugula)
Lineage: Eukaryota; Viridiplantae; Streptophyta; Magnoliopsida; Brassicales; Brassicaceae
Source: the annotation of a GenBank genome assembly